Messenger RNA from Colletotrichum godetiae, 1995 nucleotides. RefSeq names its product heterokaryon incompatibility protein. The transcript is spliced from 2 exons. Lineage: Eukaryota; Fungi; Ascomycota; Sordariomycetes; Glomerellales; Glomerellaceae. The coding region runs from base 1 to 1995 and encodes 664 amino acids. The record is from RefSeq and is a predicted model, not a curated record.
AUGAACUGCGCAGUAUGUUCCAACCUCGGCGCGGAGGAAGCCAAGGGCCAGAAGCUCGCCGCGAACCAGCGCAUGGCCAAGUUCAUCGAGCUUCGAGACCUCCAGCGAUCCGCUACGACCACAUCAUGCCGGCCCUGCCAGCUCCUCUGGGCUGCGUUGCGUCUGCGAAAGAAGGAUCUAUAUGAGCCCGGCGGCAAAGAGGUAUCUGGACUGCUACAGAUGCGCUUCGCAUCAGGCACUCCGCUCCAGAUUUCCGUGUCAGGCUGGGGAGAGGGUAACAUCGCUCUGGAGCUCUUCUCGCGACGAGACGACCACGGCGCAUGCCAUCCGACAAUCGGUCCAGCCCAGGAAGUAGAGAGCCACUCGUCCUCCCCGGCCAGUCUUACCCUAGCAUCAUCAUGGCUCCAAGACUGCCUCGCAAACCACCCAUCCUGCAGACAAACAGCAUCAGCCUCGGUCCUCCCGACCCGCGUCAUCGACGUCGGAACCAACAAAGACCUCCACGAACCCCGCCUCGUCGAGUCUCGCGGGGCCUCCGGUGCAUACGCAGCGUUGAGCUACUGCUGGGGUGACCCAGCCUCCCACCCAGCCUUCAAAACGACCCGCCUCAACUUCACCGCGCAUCAAGAUGCCAUGCCGUACGCCGACAUGCCCCCGACCCUGCGGGACGCCGUUGCCAUCACCAGAAACCUAGGGCUGCAGUACCUGUGGAUCGACGCCCUCUGCAUCAUCCAAGGCGACGCCCAAGACUGGGCUCGGGAGGCGGGCCGCAUGUGCGAGGUCUACUCCAACGCGACGGUGACCAUCUCCGUGGACCACGCGGACGGGAGCGGCGUCGGCGUCUUUGCGCCCCAGGCCUUUGGUGUCCCGCCGCAGCGCCUCGACGAGCUCGGGGACGGCGUCGUGCGGCCGGUCUACGUCCGUGACGAGCUCAAGAGGAAACACAACGACAUCACUGUCCUUCUCCGGACCACCGAAGCAGAAGGUGCACACGGGGAGCCCAUCAAUAAGCGUGCGUGGACGCUGCAGGAGGCGAUUUUGUCGAAUAGAACGCUGCACUAUACGACCAACGAGCUCGUCUGGGAGUGCAACACCUCGCGCUCCUGCGCCUGCCGCCGCGACCAGCCCGUCGAGCUCGACGAGGAGUCGGUCCGGUGUUUCCGCUCGCCAGAGCUGUUUCGGGCGCUGUCUUCGGCGGAGAGGGCGUAUCUGCAGUGGCGGCAGGUCGUUCAGCUCUUCUCGGAGCGGUCCAUCAGCUUCGACGCGGACCGGCUGUCGGCGCUGUCUGGGAUGGCGAAGCAGUUCUGGCUGAUGCAUGAGGACGUGUACGGUGGACGACGGGAAGACCAUCGACUGAACCGGUAUAUUGCCGGCUUGUGGGAGGGAGAUUUCGCGACGCAGUUGCUCUGGACCGCGGACGACGAUUACUGGCGUAAUCCCGAGACCGUCUCGCGACGGCCUGGGAAGUGGAGGGCGCCGAGCUGGAGUUGGGCGGCUAUUGAGGGGCCCGUCAUGUUCCAUCCCAUGUCGCACUUCAAAGGUGAUUUGGAGGUGUUGGAUGUUCGGGUAGAGCCUCUCAUGGCGGAAGAUAUAUACGGUCAAGUCUGUGAGGGAGCUAAGAUCGUGGUUCACGGGGCUAUUGUACAUGGCCUCGAGAUCACGACUACAGAGAAACAAGAUGGUGAUUUGAUGAUGGGGUUCACGGAAGGCGUCAGGUACGACCUCGUGGAUGCGAAGGCGAACAGGUACACCAUGAUCUGCGACUAUGCAGGAUCGGUGACCCGGGGCGAGCGGUAUUCUUGCCUGCUGGUGGGAAAGACGUGGAACAGGGGCGAUGCCCGUUCGUAUCACGGCUUCAUCGUCCUCGAGAGGGUGGAACCCGGGAUUGAAAUCUUCAGGCGGGUUGGCGUAUCGUUCCGAGCAGGGGCCUUGAAGGACACGAACGAAGUGAAGCUUUUUGACGGCGUGGCUCGCGAGUUCAUCACUCUCGUCUGA